Messenger RNA from Ceratina calcarata, 1758 nucleotides. RefSeq names its product trichohyalin-like. The transcript is spliced from 2 exons. The annotation marks the transcript as partial. Lineage: Eukaryota; Metazoa; Arthropoda; Insecta; Hymenoptera; Apidae. The record is from RefSeq and is a predicted model, not a curated record.
AUGGAAAGAAAGGAGGAAAAAGCGGAGGGGGGAGACGAAGAGGCGAAGAAAAGGGGUAGGAAAACGAAUGCGGAAAGGUUGAUGAGGGAAAGGGGAGCCUCAUUAGGGAGCUAUGGGGACCUGAGCGAAAUAUGGAAAAGAAAAAGACAGAUAGCGGAGGAGGAAGAGCAGGAGGAGCAGGAGGAAGAAUGGAUGUUCAGGAAAAGCAAAAGGGUGGUGAGAUCGCCGGAAAGUAAGGUCGGGGGGGAAGGGAACAUGGAGGAACUGUUGAGAGAGUGGAGGGAAUGGCGGAAAGAAGCGAAAAAAGACAUGGGAGAACUAAAGGAGAGGAUGGAGGCAGUGGGAGAGGAGGUGGGAAAGAUAAGGGAGGAUAUGAGAAGAGGAGAGGAAAGAUGGAGAGAGGAGAAAGAGAGGAUGGAGAAAAGGCUAGGAGAGGCGGAAAGGAAGAUGAGAGAGUUAGAGGGGGCGAAGAAGAGGAUGGAGGAGAUAGAAAAGAGGGUAGUGAACUUGGAAAGGGAGAGAGGAAGGGAGGAAGGGGGGACGAAGGGAGGACGGUGCGAGGUGGAACGGGAAGAGGGGGUGGUGAAGAGGCUGAAGGAGAUAGAGAAGAAGUUAGAGAGAAAGGAGAAGGAGGUGAAGAGAAACAAUAUUAUAAUAAAGGAGGCGGAAGCGGAGGGAACAGCGGUGCAGGUUGUAGAAAGAAUAAUGGCAAGGAUCGGAGUGAAGGGGGGGAUAGAGGGAGCAAGGGAACUGAGAAGAGUAGGAGAGGGGGGAAGGGGGAGGAUGAUAGAAGUGAGGCUAGAAAGCGUAGAGAAGAAAAGCGAAGUGAUGAGGAACAAGUGGAAGUUGAGGGGGAGGAGGGAGAGGGUAGAGGAGGAUUUAACAUGGGAUGAGAGAAGGAUUCAGUGGAAGCUGAGAAGGAUAGGAGACGAGGAGAGGAGGAAGGGGAGACAGAUAGCGGAGGAGGAAGAGCAGGAGGAGCAGGAGGAAGAAUGGAUGUUCAGGAAAAGCAAAAGGGUGGUGAGAUCGCCGGAAAGUAAGGUCGGGGGGGAAGGGAACAUGGAGGAACUGUUGAGAGAGUGGAGGGAAUGGCGGAAAGAAGCGAAAAAAGACAUGGGAGAACUAAAGGAGAGGAUGGAGGCAGUGGGAGAGGAGGUGGGAAAGAUAAGGGAGGAUAUGAGAAGAGGAGAGGAAAGAUGGAGAGAGGAGAAAGAGAGGAUGGAGAAAAGGCUAGGAGAGGCGGAAAGGAAGAUGAGAGAGUUAGAGGGGGCGAAGAAGAGGAUGGAGGAGAUAGAAAAGAGGGUAGUGAACUUGGAAAGGGAGAGAGGAAGGGAGGAAGGGGGGACGAAGGGAGGACGGUGCGAGGUGGAACGGGAAGAGGGGGUGGUGAAGAGGCUGAAAGAGAUAGAGAAGAAGUUAGAGAGAAAGGAGAAGGAGGUGAAGAGAAACAAUAUUAUAAUAAAGGAGGCGGAAGCGGAGGGAACAGCGGUGCAGGUUGUAGAAAGAAUAAUGGCAAGGAUCGGAGUGAAGGGGGGGAUAGAGGGAGCAAGGGAACUGAGAAGAGUAGGAGAGGGGGGAAGGGGGAGGAUGAUAGAAGUGAGGCUAGAAAGCGUAGAGAAGAAAAGCGAAGUGAUGAGGAACAAGUGGAAGUUGAGGGGGAGGAGGGAGAGGGUAGAGGAGGAUUUAACAUGGGAUGAGAGAAGGAUUCAGUGGAAGCUGAGAAGGAUAGGAGACGAGGAGAGGAGGAAGGGGAGACAG